CGUCUACAUUCUCAUUUGUUUUGUGUUUGCCACGACAGGGUAUAUAUAGAUUAGAUUGUUUUGGAAUUGACAUACCUGUUUUCAGAUGUUUGCAAUGGAGCCGACAAAAGCUCGUUUGAUACAGUCCAAAUAUGAAGGAUCACCUGUGAAGCAAACUUUGGCCGCAUUAUUGGCGGCAACUGGGGCGCUUGCUUUUGGAUACACAAUUGGCUACAGCUCACCUGCUAUUCCAGAUAUGAUAAAACAUGGUGUUUUGACGGUGCCAGAAUCUCCCGUUUUCGGUUCGCUAAUGACAGUUGGAGCCUUAGUUGGUGGACCGCUAGGAGGUUGGUUUGUUGAAAAAAAUGGAAGGAAGAUGACGAUACUUUUUGCAUCAUUUCCCUUUAUUCUAGGCUGGCUUGCCAUUGCCUAUCAGCUAUCUAAUUCCUAUACAUAUUUGUAUGGAGGGCGUUUGUUGACAGGUGUCGCAAGUGGAAUGAUUACAGUUUGCGUCCCAGUGUACAUAGCAGAGAUUUCCUCGAAAGCUUAUCGUGGAGUUCUUGGAACAUUAACGCAGUUAUUAAUAACUAUUGGAAUUUUGGCAGUUUAUGUACUUGGCUCAUAUAUUGGGUGGUCAGGUUUAGCUUUGAUCGGAGCAUUGUCUGGAAUAUUCAUAAUCAUUGGCGCUUUCUUCUUGCCGGAAUCCCCACAUUGGCUUCUUAAGCAAGGUAAAAAGGCAGAAGCUAUUGAGUCGCUGAAGGCCUUGCGUGAUGCCCACAUGGAUGUAGGAGAGGAAUGCAGAGAUAUUGAAGAAGGUAUAGACGUUAAGGAAUCGGUGCCGCUAUCAGAGUUUUUGAAACCAGAAUUAUUCAAACCAUUGUUGAUUAUCGUGUUUAUCAUGUUUUUCCAACAAUUUAGCGGAAUCAAUGCUGUUAUGUUUUAUACGGUUAAUAUAUUUGAAAAAGCAGUUCCUUCCCUGGCUCAUUCUGCUACAAUUGGAAUUGGAGUGGUGCAAGUUAUCGGAACAUUUGUAGCAGCCCAGUUGAUGGAUCGUGCUGGUAGAAGAAAGUUGCUGAUAUUUUCAGGAUUAACCAUGGCGAUAUCUUUGUUCGGAAUGGCAUAUUAUUUCCAUUACGAAGCGGCUUGGAUAGCUGAUGGAAUGAAGACAUCUUGGCUCCCUGUUAUAUCCUUAAUGCUGUUUGUUAUUGGUUUUAGCUUGGGUUGGGGUCCUAUUCCAAUGUUGGUCAUGUCUGAGAUCCUGCCAGUAAGAGUUAAGGGUACAGCGAGCGCCAUUGCUAUUUUUAGUAAUUGGUCAUUUGCGUUUGCCGUGACUCUUUCAUUUAUACCAGCUCAGAUGCUAAUUGGACCGUCUCUCGUAUUUUGCAUAUUUGGUGCUGCCUGUUUCAUAUCAGUUUGUUUUGUUUUGAGAUUUUUGCCAGAAACAAAAGGGAAAUCCCUUGAAGACAUUGAACUUUUCUUUUUGGGCAAAAGUCCAAUUACUCCAAUUGUUUAAAACACCUGGAGGAUUUGGGCUAAAUCUAUUUGUUAAGGCCAGCUCAAUUUUUGUCAAGGUCGUUGAGAUGUAAAUCAGGUUAGGACAUGUGAUUGUUGGCGAGAAUGUAGGUUAGGGUUAGGGUAAGCAUUGGGGCUAGGUCGUGAACUAUUACAAAAAAUUGAGCUGGGCUCGCGGAAGUUGAAACAUGUAGGCCUAUUGCUGAAAUCAUUUUAUAGGCUUUCUGUGACCUGGGGUUACAUUAUCUUUGAUAAUACAUGUAUUGGGAUAUUUUGCACAACAUGUUAGUAUGGUUGUCAGUUUUAUUUUUAUUGUAUAACGUACACUAUUAUGAAAUUGGAAUAACCUUUUGUUAUUUAUGUAUAAAAUCUAACAUGAAAUGUCUUUUUGGUAAAAUAUUUUACGUUUUUUGUAUAUAUUGAUUUCUCCUUUCCUGUUCUCUUCUAAUGGGGUUUGCGUGGUCUUACACUCGGCAAACCUCAGCAGAUUCCUGUACCCUAUAUCUAGCCUCGGCUGUAUGACAAAGUCCGCCAUUGGAACUACUUUCAAGUUCGCGGAUUACCAACGGCGUUGCCCAUGACGACGCCUUUUAAGAAUGUUUUAUCAUACAAAUAUUUUAAAGUCUGAAGCUGUUUUUCUUUCAAGUUUAUCUGAUUUUCUUCAAACAAGGACAACUUUGCACUAAAAAUUCUACACGUUUCGAACGAGGCAAUUUUGAUAACUUCUUUUUAAAAGAGGCAAGUUUUCCUAAUAAGUAAACCGGUGCCGCAUCGCAAUUGUAUAAGCAUAGGUACAUAUCACUUAACGUCAUACAGCGGAGGCUAGAUGUAGAGUAACGAAAUCUGUCGAGGUUUGCCGAGUGGGUGGUCUUAGUGGGUAAAUGUAUGCAUGUGUAACAAAGGUCUGUUAUUGAUUCAAGUGGCGUGGUUUUGAUUCCCCGGUAUCCUCCCACUGCUAAAGACCCCUACGCACAAACAAAUUGUUGAAAUAAAUUUGAAUGUUAGUCUAAAAAUGACCUAUUUUGUCUGAGUGGACUUUAAACACUGACUCACUCUCUGUCUCUCUUGUGGGAUUAAUUAAGUAAUUAAUUGAUCUAACUAAUUAAAAUGUUACACUCAGAUCUUAUAUUAUACAAAUAAUACAUCACAGUAUUUUGUUUAUUUCUUGUAUUAAAUAUUAUUAAUAUAUCGCAGCGAUCUAAUUAAAACACAGAUCGUAUUUCGUUUUGUUUUUUAUAGUCCAAAAUUUCGUUUUUCUUGUCUUUACAACACUAGGAUCUGGAAGAGUUGUUAUCAUUGACCUGUUUUGGAUGAUGUGAGGGGAUUAGCCAAUGAAACGGUCUGUUACGGCAAGCUAUUGGCUUGACGCGACCUCCCAAUACAACUGGUCAGAUCUUCAUGUAGUGUAGGCCAUCGAAAGUAUAAAAAACGAAACGAAAUAUAGAUCUGCAUUUUAAUUAGAUUGCUAUUGCAGUACUUAAUGUAAAUGGUGGUGGUGGGGGGGUUAUAACAUGAUGGCUUUAUAUCAUACAUUGUACAUGUAAGGUCUGUCAUGGAGUCAAGUGGCAUGGUUUCAAAUUUGAUCCCAAGAUUGUACAUAAUAAACAGGCCAACUGCAGAAUUUGUCACAGUCACAAGAUGUAAACAGGGUUAGGGCACGUGAUUGUUGCCGAGCAUUUUGGGUUAGGGUAAGGUACAUGUACAAGGGUUAGUGCUAGCCAUGUUUACAUCUUGUGACCUUGACGGAAUCUGCAGGUGGCCUUAAUAUUUAGACCUAACCAACCUUGUGGGUUUUCUCCAGGUCCUCUGGUUUCCUCCCACUACUAAAGGACAUUACCUGAAAUGAUAUUGCACUAGAAGUUAGUCUCAAAGUGACCUAGUCUGUGUCAAGUAGACUUUAAACACCAUUUCUCUGUCUUUAUGUAAAUGCUGUCUGCUUUCUGAAAACAGGGGAGGGUUGGAUGGCCGAAUGGUUAGCACAUGCGCGCUGUAUCAUAAGGUCGGUCAUUGAGUCAACUGGCGUGGUUUCGAUUCCCCGGUUGUAGGUGAUUUUUCUCCCUACAUGCAAGAGAAUUAUUGAAAUAAAAUUGAACCAUUUGUUAGUCCUGAAAUGACCUAGCUUGUGUUGAGUUGGUGUUAAACCUCUCUCUCUCUCUUUCCCCCUCACUCUCUCCUCUCUUACUAAUAGGGGAUCACGUGGCUAAGUGGGUAAGACGUUAGCUCGCUAGCCUGGAGGUCGGGUGUUCGAUCCCUGCAUUGGCCGAGAAAGUUCAUCCAGAUUUUUCGGCGUGGUUCUCCCUUGUCAGUGAUGCAGGACGGAGGGGCUGACAAGGAAAGCUGUCUAGUCGUUCGGAUGGGACGAAAAACCGAGGUCCCGUGUACACAUUGGCGUGCACGUAAAAGAUCCCUUGGCAGUUGGAAUUCGAUAUAAGAGAAGGCCGUAGUGCCGCUGUCCGGGCAAAAUUUCCCUCAUAGCACACUGUAUGGCGUAUGCCCGUCUUCAUUAGCCUAGGUUAGGAGCAGAACAGUAGGACGUUAAACUCCAUUUCAUUUCAUUUCAUUUCUCUUACUAAUACAGUCCUAUAUUGAUAAUCCAUUCACCAAAAUCCAUAAUCUCAUUAAUUCCUUUGAUAUCUCAUGUAGCCAGGUGUUCAGCAUAAAAUAUUAAUAUAUUAAACUGCAUACUGUGAAAGGUUAUUAAAAGAUUUAGAUUAUCGUGAACAGUCGGGUUAUAUAUCACAGCCCACAGAGAUGAUUUGAUAUGUGGACAGAUGUUCAAUCUAAAUAUAGUCAAUAACCUUAUACUGUGAAAGAUUAUUAAUAGAUAUAAAUUAUUGUGAAUAGUAUUUGUUUAUACAUGUAUGUCGCAUCACUCUCACAGCUGAAUUGAUACCUAUUUGGAUGUGUUGCAUUGACUAUGCAAUGCAUGUUACGUGUGUGGUGUAUGUGCAGGCAUGAAAUGCCACAUAAUUUUGGAUUCAAUCACUCAGUUUGUGUCAAGUGAACGGUAAACCCCUUUUCCCUCUAUGAAUAUUGCAUAUAAACUUUGUGUAAAUACCAUUUACUAAGGUCAUAUGGUUAGCGCGUGCUCGUUGUAUCAUAAGGUCUGGUUUCAAUUAACCAGUUACAUAUGACAAGGAAUAGGGUCGCUUGUCUAACCUCGUGAGUUUUCUCAGGGUCUUCGGUUUCCUCCCACUGCCAAAGACCCCCUACGUGCCGCACGCAAGCGAAUUAUUGAAAUAAAAUUGAACCAUGUGGAUUGGACAUUAAACCCCUGUAGUACUAAACAAGUAUUGAUUUGGAUGGGGAACUAUCAAGGGCACACUAAAGUUGCAUGUAUAUUUGUCAUGUCAAGUGUGUUUACAUCGCUUUCUCAUCCCCUCGUGGGUUUUCUCCCACUGCUAAAGACCCCUACGCGCAAGCGAAUUAUUGAAAUAAAAUUGAACCAUUUGUUAGUCCCAAAAUGACCUAGUUUGUGUGGAGUGGACGUUAAACCCCAUUUCUCUCUCUCUCUCUCUCUCUCUCUGGCUUUCUCAUCCAUGUUAAGAUACAAUUAUUUCUGUUCAUUGCAUUCCUCCAAAUCAACUUACUUUUGUCCUGAAAUCCUGGUGGAGCUUCUCUCCAACAUCUCACCUCACCAUCGUUGAAAUUCCUGCCAAUGAUAUUUUAUAUAAUUUUUCUCAUUAACAAUAUGUGGUAAAACUUGAAUGCUUUAGUUUUGUUAACAUUUGUUAACAUAUUACUUAAAUUAGUUUUGUUAACAUAUUCUUGCCACUAAUAUUUUAUUUAUUUUUAUCAUUAACAAUAUGUGGUAAAACUUUAAUGCAUUAAUUUUGUUAACAUAUUACUUAAAUUAGGUUUGUUAACAUUACUUAAAUGAGGUUUGUUAACAUAUUACUUUAAUUAUUUUUGUUAACAUAUUACUUAAAUUAGUUUUGUUAACAUUACUUAAAUUAGUUUUGUUAACAUAUUACUUUAAUUAGUUUUGUUAACAUAUUACUUAAAUUAGUUUUGUUAACAUUACUUAAAUUAGUUUUGUUAACACAUUACUUAAAUUAGUUUUGUUAACAUAUUACUUUAAUUAGUUUUGUUAACAUAUUAUCACUUGACAUUUUACACUUCUAUUAUUUGUUUUAUUUAUUAUUUUAUUGUUUUUGUAAGAGCUUUGAACUUUGACUACAAUUUUAGAAAUGCACAGGCCCCCAGUUCACAAAGCAUUCUCAGGCUUAAGUUAAGAAUUUACUCAACUUUCAAUCACUGUUUAUGAGAAAUAUCUUUGAUCAAGAAACACAAAACUUUGCACAUAGUUUCUUAUUGAUGUAUUUGAUACAUUAAAACAACAAAAGUUUUUUAAGGGGCUAUAAUUUAGUUAAAAAAAGGCGAACUAUUUUGAGUAAAUUCUGAACUACUGAGAAUGCUUUGUGAACUUGGGGCCAGAGAUUAAUAUUGAAACCAUGUUUGUUGUAAAUAUUGUGGACCAUACAGUCUGAAUAUAUUGUUAAUUUUAUAACUGGAUAUAUUAUUAUAUAUUAUCAAAUAAUGGGAUAAUAAAUUUGUCUGUAUAAAAUAAAUGCAUUAACACUCA
Molecule: messenger RNA, 6076 nt
Organism: Patella vulgata (common limpet)
Lineage: Eukaryota; Metazoa; Mollusca; Gastropoda; Patellidae
Product: solute carrier family 2, facilitated glucose transporter member 8
Exons: 1
Coding region: 86-1492 (468 amino acids)
Biological process (GO): transmembrane transport; carbohydrate transport
Cellular component (GO): membrane
Molecular function (GO): sugar transmembrane transporter activity
Source: RefSeq, a predicted model, not a curated record